UUAAAGCGUCCAACGGACGUAUUUCUUGUUUAUUAUUAUACAUAACUAUUUUAUUAAUUAAGCUUAAAAAUAAUAUUUCAUAUCUCAUAAGUAAAUGAAGAAAUAAUUGUUAAUCUGUGGAUUUCAAAAAAAGAACAUAAUUCAGUAACCGCGUUCCUCGUAUUGCACAUAGAUAAAUCCAUAGACAUAGUAUUAUCUAAGCAUGAAUCGCUGUUAUUAUGCUUAAUCUAUGAAAUAAAUAGAACAAUAAUUUAUUAAUCUGUGGAUUAAAUUAAAAUCAAUUGCCGCGCUUUUUUAGAUUUGUUUUUUUUUAAUAAAUGUUUAUUUUUCGAUUUCAAAGGUAGAAUGCUGUAUCAAAUUAAGAUAAUUUUAUUGUUUGUAAUUUAUUAUGGCUGUGCUUUGGAAGAAGGCAGUUUUUGUACAGAUGAAAACGACAACUGGCCCGGUGUAUGUAAACGCUUCACGGAAUGCUUCAAGUCGGCGGACGAGUUCAAACGUAAUCCGCAUAGAACUACAUGUGGCUUCAAAGGAGACGAGAUCAUAGUUUGUUGUGUAAACGCAACGAAGCCGAAUGUUAACAAAACCUCGUCUCUAUUAAACACGACUGUUGGCCUCGACCCGGAUAACUGUCCUGGCAACGUCUGGAUACCUGACAAGCCCAUGCCUCAAAAAACUGGAAGCAAAGCCUGGGACAAAUGUCUGGAAUACCAGGAGAGACUAGUUUUUCCUUGCGUCAAGAUUGAUAACAGAUGGAUACGAGGUAACCAAUGCUAUUAUGGAAGAUACAGGAAACGCGAGGAGAGCCUCGUGAUAUCAGCCGGCGGGGAGGACGCCGACCUUCUAGAAUAUCCCAGCACGGUUCUACUCGGGUACGGUGAAGACCCAGAGACGCGUCAGUGGCUCUGCGGUGGCGUUGUGGUCAGCGAGCGAUUUAUACUCACAGCAGGACACUGUAUAUACGCGAAAACCGUGGGCCCGGUGACCCACGUGGCCGCUGGAGUACUGAAGCGCAGCGACCAGACCGGUGAUAAGACGCUGUACGCAGUCAAGAGGGUGAUAAAGCACCCAGACUACCGUCCCCCCAUCAAGUACAACGACAUCGCCCUGCUGGAGACUGAUCGACCAAUGCACCUGAGCAAAGCAUUACUACCGGCUUGUCUGCACAACGGAUUCCCUGUUCACGACGAGGAAGCCGUCGCGACCGGCUGGGGCGCUCUCGGACACACGAGGGAAUACGCUGACACAUUGCAAAAGGUGGACCUCAGAAAAUUCCAACACGAGGAGUGUUCGAAAAUAUAUCAAAAACAAAAACAUUUUAAAGAUGGAAUCGACAACAAAACGCAGAUUUGUUACGGAGACCACGUCAAAGUUAAGGAUACUUGCCAGGGCGACAGCGGCGGUCCACUGACGGUGGAGCACCCCAACAUCGGCUGCAUGCGCUGCGUGGUGGGCAUCACAUCGUUCGGCAGGCCCUGCGGCACGAUCGGCCUCCCCGGGGUGUAUACCAGGCUUGCACCCUACGUGACCUGGAUCGAGGGCGUCGUGUGGCCUUGAUUGUUGACAAAAAUAAAUAAAACUGCAAAUUUGUUUGUAAUUAUUUUUAUUUGUAAUAAACGUAACUUUUUAA
This is a messenger RNA of Galleria mellonella (greater wax moth), 1627 nucleotides long. RefSeq names its product clotting factor G beta subunit-like. Gene Ontology annotation, biological process: proteolysis. Gene Ontology annotation, molecular function: serine-type endopeptidase activity. The transcript is spliced from 10 exons. Lineage: Eukaryota; Metazoa; Arthropoda; Insecta; Lepidoptera; Pyralidae. The coding region runs from base 346 to 1554 and encodes 402 amino acids. The record is from RefSeq and is a predicted model, not a curated record.